GCAAUGGGCCGGUGGUGCGUGAGCGCGAUCGGUUGCCUGUGGACGCUAUAAAUAGGGGCAUGGCACGGGACAUCCACUGCAAGUGCAACACAAGUACGCAGAGCCAAGAAACAGAGCAAGAGUGAGUGAGAGAGAGCUUGCAAUGGAAAGAAGCGGUGAGCGGCGGCGAGAGAGGGUGGUGGCGGCGGCUCUUGCGGUGCUCCUCCUCGUCUUCGCGUCCGCGUUCGUGCGGUGCAGGGGCGACGCCGACGGCGAGGGGGACGGCGCCGGCGCGGCCGAGCCGGGAAAGACGGGGCCGCCGCUGCCGCCCGGGUGGAAGGGCGGCUCGGGGUCCGGCCAGGGGUCCAGCCCCGACGGUGCUUGGAGGUAUGGCUGGGGCUGGGCCGCUAGCCCUGGCGGCAAGGGCUCCGGGUUCGGGUUUGGGUACGGUGGCAGCAGAGGCGAAGGUGGCGGCGGCGGUGGCGGCGGCGGCGGAGGAAGCGGUCGAGCAUAUGGUUUCGGUGGAGGAUACGGUGGCCACCCCGGAGGCUUUGGAGGUGGCGGUGGCGGUGGCGGCGGCGGCGGCGGCCGCAACUAUGGUGGCGGCAGCGGCGGCAUUGGAGGAUAUGGCAACUAUGGUGGUGGCUAUAAUGGGGAACCUGGAGGGGGUGGUGGCGGAGCCGGAGAAGGUGGUGGAUAUGGCGGGGAUUAUGGCGGCGGCGAUGUCGGUGCAAACUGGAGCAAGCGCGGGAGCUUCCGCGGCGGCGGCGGCAAGACACAGCAGAAGGACGGUGGCGGUAACAACUGAAGCCGCCCGUCCUCGUCUUCCUCCUCUGGCCAUGAGACGAACCAUGAGCUUCAUAACUAGAGCAAUGUAUAGGAAUCUCCUAAGAUAUAUAUAGUGUCAUGUCAUCCAUGCUACGUUAUCAACUGGGGAACGCUGAUGUACGAGCUUCAAUUUGAGCAUAGCGGUACCGUACGUGCUGUGUUCUUCAGGCUUUGUAACUGGUAGUACCUUCUACUACGAUGGUUCAUGCCCCAAAUGCCAAUAUAGUACUCGACUUGUGAAUUGGUGAUA
This is a messenger RNA of Oryza sativa Japonica Group (Japanese rice), 1057 nucleotides long. RefSeq names its product putative glycine-rich cell wall structural protein 1. NCBI's taxonomy places the organism in Eukaryota, Viridiplantae, Streptophyta, Magnoliopsida, Poales, Poaceae. The record is from RefSeq and is a predicted model, not a curated record.